AUGUACGACCAGGCGGGGCUUGACCGCGAAUGGGCCCUCGCCAGAGGCCUCCCUCUUGACGACCGGAAAGCUGUUGAAGGCAUUAUUCGUCUGGCAGAGAUGAUGAACGAGGAGGAGCGCCAAGAGGCCGAGGCCGAACGCCGUACCACCGGGGACGCCGUCGCCACCCAAGAUGCGGACGAGCCUGUCGAGCAGGUGACCGACGAGGCUCCUCGCGCCGUCACCAACGACGAUGAUGUCGCUUCCCAUGGCACAUCUUCUGCAGAGACUGCCAUUAAUCGCUUCUGUGGCGAGAGUAUUGGUGUUGCGAACGCCAUCACCGAUAACGACAAUCUCACCACUGAAGGCUUCGACAACGACACCUUCGACAUCGACGCCUUCACCAACAACACCUUUGCGACUUUCAACUCCAACUUCGAGAACUUCUUCACUGCUAUGGACGAACCUAAUGAGCAGACCGCCAACGGUUCUGCUGAGGCUACUCGUGUCAUCGAGGCUACAGAGCAGGACAGCGAGAUCGCCUCUGAGCAGUCAAGUGUUCCUUCGGAGGUUAUCUCCCCUGCGACCGCGCAAACCACACCGCCGGCUCCGUCCGAUAGCCCUGUUAUGUUAGAUGCUGCGAAGCCUGCUCCUGCUCCUGCCACCCAACUUCACGACCGAGAAUAUCCCUGGCAGAACACGACAGGCAUUUGGCCGCCUCGGACUCCAUCGGGAAUGUUGGUCCAGAGCCCCCGUCUGCCUCCGCCUCAAGCUGUCUUCUAUGGUGCAUCUUCCCACACACAGCGUCUGCCGCCUCGCUUCCAACCCGUGACAGCCGCAACAACUCCCAUUGUCGCCAGAACAUCAGUUGGGGAGUAUCAACGACCGCAUAGACCACGUCCUCAGCGAACAUCAAGCCAACCAGCCGUUCAUCCCACUUGCAAUCAGUUCUCAGGAAGAAUGACCACGAUGAACAACGCGUCCGCCAGUAUGCCCGCCACAAUUCCCACGAUAAUCCCCACCAACGCGCCCUUCAGGAUGGCUACUACCACUUUGAGUGGAAUGCCGAACACGCAACAGUAUAUGAAUAGCCGUGCGGUCAACACUAUUCAGACUGGCCAUGCACCUCCAGGCCUCAACAGCUUUCACGACGCGUCCUACAUGGCACAAUCUCAGUACGCCAUUCAACCGGCAGCUUUGCUUUCCCAAGGACAGACUCAACAGACUCAACUUUCAACUUGUGGGUUCGAGCAGCCGUCUGUUUCGAUUACGCUAUUCCAGUAUCAGAUGAUGCGGCACCAGUUAGAACAACAGCAGAUGCAGCUGGAAUCAUUGAUGCGUAUGCAGCAGAACAACAACAUGCGAAACAACAUGCAGCCCGCUGCUCCAGCAAGCAUGACGCGAACUGCGCACACUCAUAACCACCGCCGAAAGCGGGUACCAGCAACGACUCAGGAACCAUCCACUGGCGUUACUCAACCAACAGCGAAGAGACCCAGGACCCAGCGGCAACAGCUGGAGUCAAACACGUCUGCUGGAAGUAGCGUUCCCCGAAGCACGAGCGCACCUCGGCCUGGCAACCGCGGCGCGGUUUGCUCGGCCCCAGAUCCGGUGCCAUUUGUUCCCCACUAG
Molecule: messenger RNA, 1611 nt
Organism: Colletotrichum gloeosporioides
Lineage: Eukaryota; Fungi; Ascomycota; Sordariomycetes; Glomerellales; Glomerellaceae
Exons: 3
Coding region: 1-1611 (536 amino acids)
Source: RefSeq, a predicted model, not a curated record